AUGCGCCACAGGCGCUUCCUGAGGUUUGCUUUAGAAGGGACGGCUUAUCAGUAUUCAGUGCUUCCGUUCGGCCCUCGCCCUCGUCCCCCGCACAUUUUCAAAGUGUGUGGACGUAGCGCUUUCUCCCCUUGGAUCGAGCAGAAUGUGCAUCUUGAAUUAUCCGGACGAUUGGCUGAUUUUAGCCCACUCAAGAGAUGUGCUAAUCAGUCAGGUGGAAACACUGCUUCGCCAUUUGGAUACGCUGGACUGCGUGUGAAUAUGCAGAAGAGCGUGUUUUUUACCGAGCCGGACUAUAACAUAUCUGGGAACCCGGGCAGGUCGGUUUCACUUAAGGGAAUUUCAGAGGCUUCUGGGACUGAUGGCGGCGGAUUCUUCAGGGUGCCAUCUGGGUCUGCUGCAUAUGCAGCCGCUACAGUUUUGGCUGAAUACUCGAGUUCCGCCGAGGGCAUGGUAUUCGGGCCACAAGCGCAUAUGGUCACUCACAGUUGCGUCAGCACUCUGAGACCGUGGAGCAGCACUGAUAUGUUCAACCCAGGAGUUCCUUUGGGUAUAGUGACACAGCGCACCGGGUCUCGACGGACGGGUCAACUUCAGGCUGGGGAGCAGUGUGCCUGGCGGCGUACCUGCCUCAGGCCUGUGGUCGGAGUCACAGAGAAGACUGACGAAUUACAGAGUGAUUAUCUGCUGGAUCUUUACUCACAUGUGAAGAACUAUGAGACUCAAACAGGCAGGAGUUUCCUUCCAGCAUUACAGUCAGUUUUCCAGUCACCUGCUGUCUGGAUCAUAGAUCUCUCACAGAGAAAGAUCCCCAUCCUCCUGGAAGUACUGAAACUCCAAUCAAAGAAGAAUCCAGUAGAGCUGAGAGGAUGUUCAGAGGAAGAGAGUGAAAUGAUGAGUUUUCUUCAGUGUCUGCCCUACAUCUCACAGCUGAGAUUCUCUAAUCUGAGUGAAAUUGUUCAAAACAGAUUUCUUCUGGGUCUCUUCAAUUAUGCAGCAGAGAUUAAGACACAGACAGGAGAGCAGAUGCUGAAACUUUUAUCAUCAGUCUGCACCUACAGCUCUUUUCCUUAUGAAUGGACUGACAUUAAACAGAGUGAUUUCCUGCUGGAUUUUUACUCACAUGUGAAGAACUAUGAGACUCAAACAGGCAGGAGUUUCCUUCCAGCAUUACAGUCAGUUUUCCAGUCACCUGAUGUCUGGAUCAUAGAUCUCUCACAGAGAAAGAGCUUCGUCCUCUUGGAAGUACUGGAAUUCCAAUCAAAGAAGAAACCAGUAAAGCUGAGAGGAUGUUCAGAGGAAGAGAGUGAAGUGAUGAGUUUUCCUUCAGUGUCUGUCCUACAUCUCACAGCUGAGAUUCAGUGAAAAUGUUCAAAGCAGAUUUCUUCUGAGUCUCUUCAUUAAAGCAGCAGAGAUUGAGACACAGACAGGAGAGCAGAUGCUGACACUGUUAUCAUCAGUCUGCACCUACAGCUCUUUUCCUCAUGAAAAGACUGACAGAAUUAAACAGAGUGUUUUUCUGCUGGAUCUUUGCUCACAUGUGAAGGACUAUGAGACUCAAACAGGCAGGAGUUUCCUUCCAGAAUUACAGUCAGUGUUUCAGUCAACUGAUGUCUGGAUCAUAGAUCUCUCACAGAGAAAGAGCUCUGUCCCUCCUGGAAGUACUGAAACUCCAAACAGAGAAGAAACCAGUAGAGCUGAGAGGAUGUUCAGAGGAAGAGAGUGAAAUGAUGAGUUUCCUUCAGUGUCUGCCCUACAUCUCACA
This is a messenger RNA of Cyprinus carpio (common carp), 1762 nucleotides long. RefSeq lists its product as uncharacterized. The record is from RefSeq and is a predicted model, not a curated record. Lineage: Eukaryota; Metazoa; Chordata; Actinopteri; Cypriniformes; Cyprinidae. The coding region runs from base 1 to 1362 and encodes 453 amino acids. The transcript is spliced from 5 exons.